Triplophysa rosa is the source of this 6098-nucleotide messenger RNA. It is a transcript of the gene pou5f3, whose product is annotated as POU domain, class 5, transcription factor 3. The record is from RefSeq and is a predicted model, not a curated record. NCBI's taxonomy places the organism in Eukaryota, Metazoa, Chordata, Actinopteri, Cypriniformes, Nemacheilidae. Gene Ontology annotation, biological process: regulation of transcription by RNA polymerase II. The coding region runs from base 3544 to 4968 and encodes 474 amino acids. Gene Ontology annotation, molecular function: RNA polymerase II cis-regulatory region sequence-specific DNA binding; DNA-binding transcription factor activity, RNA polymerase II-specific. The transcript is spliced from 5 exons.
AAAAAAUAAAUUCAAAAGUAAAUGUUUGACUAUAUCUUUAGCUUUGGGAAGAUUUUAGGUACCCCCAUCUGAAAAAAUAUUACAUUUAUUUCAUUUUUAUUUAUUAAAUUAAAUUAAUUUCGUUAGUAGUUUCUUGCCACACUAAAUAACGCUCUCUUGUUGAAAGUAAUCACAGCUUGUAUGUUUGUCGACUCCAACUCAACCAGCUCGACAGAACGAGACAACCUCCCCCAUGUAAAAACUGUUUUCUGCAAUGGGCCACUUAACUGCCCCAUAAGGUGUGGUUCAGGAGCCCAUCACAGAUCCAGCCUCAAUGAGGUGCCUAUGGGGGAGAGCCAUUAAGAGCCAUUGUAACUGUGAAUGGUGAGGAAGGCAGCCAUAGGCCACCCGAUCAAGAUAUGUGGGGAGAGAGGCAGUGGUCGUCAGCAGGGUGUCAAAAGCAAUCAAAAGGCCAUUGGACAGGUUUUAUAAAGCGAAUGGGGCGCAGGGAAGAGGUCACAUACUUAUAUAUCCACUACUACACUGUAAACGUAAAAAUAGGGCACAAUAUAUUAAAUAAAGAAAUUCCCGAAUAUUUUUUACUGCUGUUUCACCUGUAUUAAAAUGUUGCAUUGCAUUGUGCUUUAGCGUUAACAGAAAUGUCCAUAAAAUUAAGGGCUAAUGUGCUGGCAGAAAAUGACCAGUACAUUCAUUUUAUAAAAAAGAUUUGACAAUCACUUGUUUAAACGUUGUCUCAAGUAAACAUAUUUGCACUCAAGGAACGUGGUGCAGCCCAGAUGUGUAUUAAAUGAAUCACUUAAAUUCCCCAAAAUCACUACAUUAUUUCUAAUGUACUAGUUACGUAAUAAUUGUGUUUCCACAAUACCAAUAUUUGUUUUUUUCCACAUUUUGCUGCUUUGCUCGAUGUUCAGACUCCUGCUAACAAUAUAGCAGUUAGCACUGAAAUAAUGCACAUUUAUGGCACUGAUGAGAUUCCUAUCCAGAUAGUCUAGAAGAAACACUUCUAGACUUAAAAUAAGAUCAUAUUUGAUCUUAAUAUGAAGAUAAAAUGUUUUGUAAAAAAAUAGAAAUAAAACAGGAGUCCUUGUAUAGAUGCAUGCAGAAGUUUUGUGAAAUGCUUUUUGUCAGACUUGUUUCCUUCCUCUUUAGAUUUUGAUCUUCAAGAACUUAGCGCUUCAUGCACCUAAGCAUCAGGUGUAAACAAGGGUGGGGUGCAGCUGUCUCUCCAUAUAACCCGAGAAUCAACUUAAUGCAAAAGCACCAUCAAUCUAAAAAAAUCGUGUUAUAUAGAAGUUAUGUAGAACCAAUCCCAGUUUUUUUAUGUCUUAUCUGAAGACAUAGGGUGCACACGCACUCAAGUCAGACCCUUCUAAAAAGCAACCUGGGAGUGUUUUGGGCCUAAAUCCUGUUUCAGCCGCCCAGUGACAUCACUUUCUUCUCCUCAUGUCUGUACUUUACAUAACAAUUCCCAUCCAAGUCCAUGGGCCAGCACAAUGCCUGCAGCAGUGGUUUGAUGUCUUUUAAAACCUUUGACUGGCCCCCGAGGCCUCCUGUGUGUCUUUUCCUCAGCUUUGUAACCGGGCGAGAUGGAGACCUCAGAUGUGACCUAUAGCUCUUGGUCUGCUGGAGUGUGUUUGAAGGCAGGGGGUUGAUUGUUCUAGAUUUGAGUUCGCUGCUUGUACUGAUGGUGCUUGGCGGGUGUGUGUGUGUGAUGGCCUGGGUGGGUGGUAGCGGGCUUCAGAGGGAUUAGACGUAUAGGUAAAAAGGCAGGUUAAACAGUGUAUGUGCGAAAUACAUUAUAGGUGACCUUACCAACCUGUACCACGUGUCCAUAACUUUUUGCAAGUGUUUGUAAUUUAUGAAGACCUUCUUUCAUUAUAGUGUGUGGUCAUGUUAAUGCAGGAUAAAAUUGCAAUAGUAUCACUGAAACUUUUUCUGGCGUUUGUUUCGGGGGAGGGGGUAGGGUCUGAAUCAAAGGGUUGCGACUUAUUGUUCAGAACUGAAAGGCAGCUAAUGGCCGGCCAUCGCAACUCUGAAUCUGGAAGCUGCGGGGUGCCCCGGGCUCUUCUUGCACAAUACCUCCCCCAUCUACUUUCCUGUGGCGCGUCUUCCUGCCGCAAUCUGCACCGAUCGCCUCUGUCGGGGGGCGCACAGCUGUAUCGAUGCGUCUGUGGCUCUUCUCCAAACCAAACCUGAAAACCUACUUUAUUCCGAAGUGAAUGAACCCAGCGCGCCACUGGAUGGAUAGAUGCUAUUCCUAGGCAGAAAUUGCUGCGUGCGCACUAUAACUGUCUGAUAUUGAUACCAUUUAAUUAUUUUAAUUCAUGUCAGUUAGCUUUGUGAUUAUGUGAACGCCAAUUUAUUUUACGUACCAGCUGUUUUUACGCAUUACACAUUAUUAUUAAUCUGUUAAAAACACGUUGAUUUUGUGUAGCCUACGUUAAAAAUGCAGUGAAUUGACAAAAGUUAGUUCACCUUCACCUCAGUAUCUUUUCUUAAGCGGCGUGUAAGUGGGAGAUGUGACGCUUGUAAUCCAAUUGCUUAUCGGCAACCGCUGCGAUAUCAAAGACAAACAUUUCACCUCGUCGCUCUUAUAGACAAAUAAACACAUAAAAACAGGUGAUCUGUUAAAAGCUAGACAGUACUGUGUUUAGAGAAUACAUUUUUGUUCAUCAGUUGAUCCAGUUUGUUUACGAUCCAAUUUGUUACACAAAUUCACAAAUUUGUUAAGUUAUACAUAUACGUUUCAAAGCUAUAGAGUUUGAAUAACUGUUCACUUAUUUACAAUAAAGUUGGUCACUUUCCCACGGAUGUCCAACAAUGUCAAUUUAAAGGCGCAUUAAGUGGAGAUUACUGAAAUAAAUGUUUAUAUUCAUGAUUACUUAAUGUGACGUGAAUAUAAAACACACGCAGCCUACUGUGACUAUGUAUCAACUGGGGGCCUAUUUGCAUUGUAAACACUAUGAAAUGACUUGCACAUGCAUAUCACAAGGGAUAACAGGGUGUUAGCCUAUUUAAAAACAUGAAUUUUACUUAUGGGCAACACUUUUGGAAGAAAUAUGUUGUCAUUUGUGCACUUUUAGAAAUCAUCCAAUGCAAAAAUACGUAGAGAAUCUCCACACAUUCCCAAACGUGUCCUCACCCAAUGAGCAAACCAAGUUCAUUCACAAAUUCACCGUCAGCUGUGGCUUAUUGUCUCAGGUGACCAAUAGGAGAGGAGAUGGCUAAGACCCCAGCCUCCAUCUUCAAUUGAUUAGGAAAACCGGUGUAGGACAGGGCCAGAUUUGAGCUUUGGAAGUUGGUGAUCUUCUGGCCUAAUUGAUGGCCGUCACAGGCGCACCAGCAAGAAUUGCGCACGUUUCCACAUAGUCUAAUAUUGAAGCGCGCGUACUGAGGAGAGGACAUUUCGUGCCAUUCAUUAAAGCUUGCGUUUGUAACAUUUACAAGCACGGUUUGGCAUGGAGCCAUUGAUCGCCGUUUAUUGAUUACCAGACUAGCAUCGACGUUUUCUUGCCUGAAGUUUAAAGCGAUUUGUUUGAGAACAUGACGGAGCGUCUCCACAGCCCGAAUGGAGCGGACUGCAGCAGCCGACCGUACGAGAUUAACAGGGCCAUGUAUUCUCAAACCCCAGGCAUGGAUGGACUUUGCGGCGCGUCGUUACAGUUCGCGCACGGCAUGCUUCAGGAUCCGAGUCUGCUUUUUAACAAGACCCAUUUCAAUGGCGUCAACCCUCCGCCGCCGCAGAGUUUCUUCCCAUUUUCAGGCGAUUUUAAGUCUAAUGAUUUACAAACUGCUGAUUUUAUGCAGCCCAGACCCUGGUACCCAUUUGCGGCACCCGAGUUCACCGGCCAGGUCGCUGGGGUCACCACAGCCGCCCAGCCAGCAAACAUCAGCCCACCUAUCGCUGAAACGAGGGAGCAAAUCAAGAUGCCUUCUGAGGUCAAAACGGAGAAAGAUGUCGAUGAGUACGCCAACGAAGACAACAAACCUCCAUCACAAUUUAAUCACCCCCCUGGGACAUCAUCUGUGGCCACCGGAAUGUACUAUUCCACACCAUGGAACCCUUCCUUUUGGCCCGGCCUGCCUCAUAUCACGGCCCCUGCUAAUAUUUCUCAAGCUCCUCCGACACCCACGGCAUCAUCUCCAUCUCUAUCACCAUCUCCACCGGGGAAUGGCUUCGGAAGUCCGGGAUUUUUCAACGGGGGCUCUGCGCAAAACAUGGCCUCUGGCCAGGCGCAAACUGCUCCGCGAAGUAGCGGAUCGUCCAGUGGAGGGUGCAGUGAUUCCGAGGAAGAGGAGAAUCUAACUACAGAGAAUUUGGAGCAGUUUGCUAAAGAACUGAAACACAAGCGCAUCACGCUGGGUUUUACGCAGGCAGACGUUGGACUCGCUCUGGGAAACCUGUAUGGAAAAAUGUUCAGCCAGACAACCAUUUGUCGUUUUGAGGCGCUUCAGCUUAGUUUCAAGAACAUGUGCAAAUUAAAACCAUUACUACAGAGGUGGCUAAACGAGGCUGAAAACUCAGAAAAUCCACAAGAUAUGUACAAGAUUGAACGGGUUUUUGUUGACACAAGAAAAAGGAAGCGGAGAACCAGUUUGGAAGGCACAGUCCGCUCUGCUCUCGAGUCGUACUUCGUGAAAUGCCCUAAACCCAACACUCUGGAGAUAACACACAUAUCCGAUGACCUAGGCCUGGAAAGAGAUGUGGUACGCGUGUGGUUCUGCAAUCGUAGACAAAAGGGAAAGCGCCUGGCGCUGCCCUUCGAUGACGAGUGCGGUGAUGGUCAGUACUACGAGCAGAGCCCUCCACCUCCCCCCAACAUGGGUGGCACAGUUCUCCCAGGGCAAGGCUAUCCCGGACCAGCCCAUCCUGGAGGAGCCCAUGCCCUAUACAUGCCAACCCUGCACCGACCGGAGGUCUUUAAAAAUGCCCUGCACCCCGGGCUGGUGGGUCAUCUCACCAGUUAAACUAACCAGCUCUCCACCCAUCUUUGUCUAAACACCUGCGUCACAUUCCUUGGGUCCAGAAGACCUUGAAAGUUGCAUGCCAACGAUGAAUUGCUGUUUAUAGAAAACCAAAUAGCAGAUUUAUUUUUAUGUACAUUCCAUGUUUAAUUGGUUAUUUUCUAAUGUGCCUUGGGACACUCUGUGUCUGGUUUAGGCUGUGCCUAUGCACAAUAGCAGCCUGAUGGGUCUUUUUUUUUUAAUGGAUGAUUCGUUAAACAAUGUGUUUGCACAAGUUCAAAUAUAAUUUUAUAGUUGUUUUUAUGACUUCUUACUGCUCAUGUUACAUUUUUAAUGUACAUAAUGUUUGUCUCUAUAGUUCCAAAUUUGGCGACCUCAAAGUUUUCAUGUUUCUGUGUAAUUCUAAAUGCAUAAAUGUGUUAACGGGCAGCAAAUUCAGGUCUUUGUAUUUUGACUAAGGAGAUGGAUUUAUUUUUCUUUUAUCAUUUGGAGGAGACCUUUUCAGAUGGUCCCCAAAGAACACCAGUCACUGUUCUUCUCUAAAUGCCUGCACUCUCCUCCCAUCUCAACCGAAAAGAUUUCUGGAUGCAAUAACUUUUAAUCAGGGUGAUGUAGAUAAAAUCUGCUGCCAGUUGAGUUUGAUGUGCCUUAUUCUGUUCACUGUUCCUGCUCUCAUCCCUAUGCAUGUAAAUGGAAGCCAUAUUUGAUAAUUUAUUGAAAUGCUGCUCUAUUGCAAUCCAUACGAUACAAUAUCUCUCUGUGUAGCAAUUAAAUCAAAACCCAUUUGACACUCAUUUCUAUCUUCUGCUUUGGCCUUGUUUUUGCAGUUAUGUCUGUUUUGUAAACCAGUAGUUUUGCUUCAGGAUACAGAUUUUGCAUUAGACGUAAAGUGGUGACUGUUCAAAAUUGGUCAAAUUAACGUAUCUAAAUCCAACACUACAAUUAAGUAAUUUAACUAAUUGCCAAUUUUGGACCAAAACAUAUUGUGGUCUGCACAAGUCAUCUUUAGUUUUCUAUAAAUUGGACCAUUAUUGUACCAUUUGCAGUUUGUUCCUUGUUUUUUAGAAUGAGGACAUAUAAUAUCGUUCCAGUAGUGUAACGGUAGAGCGCAUAUUUUUAACGCACACAUGCAU